CGAGGCUUUCACGAAAAUAGCUUUCCACAUGGAGGAGGGCGAUCGCUGGUUUGAGCUGGCUGGGCGCACCGACAAGGCUCAGCAGGCCAAGGACGAGAUGGACGACGCGGAGCGCAAGGUUGAUCAGCUCGAGUUGGAUUUCGGCGACCUGUCCCGGCUCGUCCGCGACGAAGUGGGCCGCUUUGAUGCACAGCGCCGUGAAGACCUCAAGGAGAUUAUCAUAGAGUUCCUUGAAUCCCUCCUUUCCGAACAGCAAGAUCUCCUCAAAGCCUGGGAACGAUUCGCCCCCGAGACUGCCGCCAUCAUCCUC
Mesorhabditis spiculigera is the source of this 310-nucleotide messenger RNA. The record is from the annotation of a GenBank genome assembly. NCBI's taxonomy places the organism in Eukaryota, Metazoa, Nematoda, Chromadorea, Rhabditida, Rhabditidae.